ACGGGCAAGAAAAAGGAUUUUCAUUAGCCUUAUGUAAGCUUUCACCACAUCAGGAAAAUGAUGUGACAACAUUUGCUGCAGGUUUGCUGGAUCUAGUGGACCGUUUAAAUUUUGGUGUGUGCCACAUUUUCAACGUAGCAAUAAUGGGGGAUAUCCAUCAAUUAAUGGAAAUAAAAAAAUGGAUCGAGGAACACCGUGGAAUCUGCCAACUUGGUUUUGCAUGUGUUAAAGGAGUUAAACCAUCAGGUCCUAGCGUUGGUAUGGUACGGGCUGUAGAGGGGUUUCUCCUCUACCAUGCGGCGCCUGGGCAACGGCUGCUGCAAGAUCAUUUUAAUUUCACUGCCUGCACUGAGAAUUUUAUUAUUGUAAGUCAAGAGCACAAGGAGUUGCAGGUGUGGCAUUCUGUAGUUGAAAUGUUCAGUAGACCAGGCGAUUGGAUUCUUGACGUAAAUACGCCACAAGUUGCUGGAGCUGCUGCAGCCAUGAAGGAAGGCAGGAAUGUUUUAUGCUUAACACCAAAUGAAGAAGAAGCAAGGAACGUAUUGCGCAAAAUUUUGUGACUUGAAAAACUAAUUAUAUAAUUCUAUAUACAUGAUUCUUUGCAUUUGACUUUAGUAUUUUGGUUGUGAUGUGAAGGUCUGCAGGUAAACUAAAUUUUGGC
Messenger RNA from Dendronephthya gigantea, 661 nucleotides. RefSeq lists its product as uncharacterized. The record is from RefSeq and is a predicted model, not a curated record. The coding region runs from base 144 to 560 and encodes 138 amino acids. The transcript has 4 exons. Lineage: Eukaryota; Metazoa; Cnidaria; Anthozoa; Malacalcyonacea; Nephtheidae.